AUGCCCUCCUCCACCACCAACACCCGAAAUACACCCCGGCGGCUCCUCCUCCUCACAACCCUCCUCGCCACCACAUCAGCCUUAGCAACACCACCACCACCACCACCCUGUCCCUGCGGCUACACCAUCAACUCCACCACCACCUCCCCCCACCACCACCACGCCCUCUUCACCCAAGCCCUAGAAUCCGAUUUCCUCCACAUGCACAACCUCUCCACCGACCACAUCUGGAUGCCACAAGCUUGCAAUGUCACCCCGGCUCUUGCACGGGGACCGUACGGGAAGGCGAGUCGGGUGGAGAAUGUCGUCCCCAAUCCUGUCCUAAGGGGUUGGGAUUGGGGAGGGGAGGGUGUGAGGGGUGGAGAUCCUGGGUUGGAGUUGUGGGUUAGGGGGGAGUUGGUAGAGAGUGAGGAAGGGGAUGGGAGUGGGAGUGGGAGUGGGGGGAGGAUGGUGGGGAUGAGUGAGAUUGUCACUAGUAGGAUGGAUGUGCUCUAUGGGAGUUGGAGGGUGGGGAUGAAGGUUACGGGGGUUGGGGGGACGUGUGGGGCUUUCUUUUUUUAUGUGGAUGAUGAGAGGGAGAUUGAUUUCGAGUUCUUGUCAAGGCAACAGCUGGAGCGAUCUGCUGGUGGCGGUGGGGUGGUGAACCUCGUGCUGCAGAGUCCCGAGAGCGCACAGCAGGGUUAUGUGGACCCUGGAAGUGCGGAUUUCAGUCUACAGGACUUAUCCUUCCAGCCGCAGGAGGGAUACCACGAAUACCGCUUCGACUGGCUCCCCGACCGCGUCGAUUUUUACGCCGAUGGAGUGCUGCUCAGAACAAUGAGAGACAACGUCCCGAACAAAGCUGGCAAAACCCAUCUAAGCCACUGGAGUAACGGAAAUGAAGGAUGGAGCGGUGGACCCCCUGAACAGGAUGCGGUGAUGGUGGUGAGUUAUGUCAAGGGGUACUUCAAUUCGAGCGAGGGAGGGGAGAUGGGGGUGUGUGAGGAGGGAGGCAGAGUUUGUGAGGUGCCGGAUCAGACAGUGGCGCCGGAGGUUAGGGGCAAUGAGGGGAAUAGGACGGGAAGGACGAUGUUCUUUGGGAAUGAGAGUGUGAUUUCGGGGACGGUCAAUGAGCCGAAGAAGGGAGAAGGGGGUGGGGUGUUGGGAGGGAGGGGGGUGGUGGGUUGUGGUUUGCUUAGUGUGGUUGGGUUUUUGUUCUUUGAGGUGUGGUAG
Messenger RNA from Fulvia fulva, 1212 nucleotides. RefSeq lists its product as uncharacterized. The transcript has a single exon. The coding region runs from base 1 to 1212 and encodes 403 amino acids. The record is from RefSeq and is a predicted model, not a curated record. Gene Ontology annotation, biological process: carbohydrate metabolic process. Gene Ontology annotation, molecular function: hydrolase activity, hydrolyzing O-glycosyl compounds. Lineage: Eukaryota; Fungi; Ascomycota; Dothideomycetes; Mycosphaerellales; Mycosphaerellaceae.